AUGAUAAUACAAAAGUUAGUUACAGUUGUAAAUAAUGUAAAUAAUGCUAGAAAUAAUUCUAGUAAAUUUAAUUUAGGUAGAAAUAUACGAAAUGUACGGCAAAGUGAACGUAUUAAUAUAUAUAACAACAGCCAGAAUAGCAGCAGCAACAAUCCCAAUUCCAAUCCCAAUCGCAAUCGCAAUCGCAAUAAAAAUCGCAUUCACAAUCUCAACCGCAAUCGCAGCAGUCAAAAGACUGUUGCAUAUAAAAAUGUUAAAAAUAAAAUUACAAAUUCAAAAUUGCAAAUACAAUUGCAAUCAGAAUUUCAGUCUCGAAAUCAUUUGAAUAUAAAAUCGAGUGUAUCUUAUGCGCCUUUGGCGGCAAAUGUCUGGCAAAAGCCAAAUCGCAUAAAUCAGCAACACCAACAACCGCAACAGAAUUCCCAAGAAACAUUGUUGAAAGCAACACAAACACUAACAACAAUUAAAACAGCUGCACAAUUGCUAUCAUCAUCAUCAGCAUCAGCAUCAGCACCAACAUCAGCACCAACAACAGCACCAACAUCAGCUUCAGCCUCAGUACCAAGUGCACAAGUAGCACCAGCACCAGCACCAGCACCAGUACCGACACUGGCACCAACAUUGCUAUCAUCGUCGUCAAAAUUGUCUUCGUCGACUUUAUUAACGUCAAUAGGCGCGUCAUCGGUAACAAUAGAGCGUAGAGUGGCAUUUGAAAAUGGCACUACGGAAACACCAUUAAGUACAUCGACCACAACCGCCAGAAUUGAUUACAAUUUAAUUACAGACCAUCAUUACGAUCAGCUGAAAGACCAAACGUUUUGGCAGAAAUACGGUGAGUAG
Molecule: messenger RNA, 840 nt
Organism: Teleopsis dalmanni
Lineage: Eukaryota; Metazoa; Arthropoda; Insecta; Diptera; Diopsidae
Exons: 2
Coding region: 1-840 (279 amino acids)
Source: RefSeq, a predicted model, not a curated record